GUUUACAGAGACUUGUGGUUUGCCUAUCAAAUUAUAUAUUGAACAAACUAAACCUCGCGUCUCUCUCUCUCACUCCCGCGUGGGCACAACACCAUCUGAGAGAAGCUUCAGAAAAUCAACAAACCACAGGUGCGAAGACGUUAAUUUGCAAAGAUGGUUAUGUCUGAGGAGGAAAUUACGCGGCUUCAUCGAAUUCGGAAGACGGUGAUGCAGAUGCUGAAGGAUAGAGGUUACAUGGUGGGUGCAUUUGAGAUUGACAUGCCGAAGCAUCAGUUCAUUCAGAAGUAUGGUGAGAAUAUGAAGAGAGAGGACCUUGUUAUUCAGAAAGGCAUGGGCGGUAACAGCUCUGAUCAGAUAUACGUAUUCUUUCCUGAGGAACAGAAGGUUGGUGUUAAGACCAUGAAGACUUAUACCAAUCGCAUGAAAGAAGAGGGUGUUCAUCGGGCAAUCUUAGUGGUCCAGCAGAAUUUAACUCCAUUUGCUCGAACCUGCAUUAGUGAAAUAUCUACUAAAUUCCACUUGGAAGUUUUCCAGGAGGCUGAGUUGUUAGUCAACAUAAAAGAGCAUGUUCUUGUUCCCCAGCAUCAGGUGCUUACUCCUGAAGAAAAGAAGACUUUGCUGGAAAGAUACACUGUGAAAGAAACACAGCUUCCCCGUAUCCAGAUAACCGACCCGAUCGCGAGAUACUAUGGUCUAAAGCGCGGACAAGUAGUAAAAAUUAUCCGACCAAGUGAGACUGCGGGACGCUAUGUCACAUACCGAUACGUGGUUUAAACUUUUAAAGCUCUGUAUUAGUUGUCAGACAAAAAGUUUAAAGGGGUGAGGAAUAGGUAAAGGUCUCGAAUGCCUGAAAAACUCGGCAACUCUAUCUUGUGUAUUGAUUGGAUGCCAUACACUUCUUAGUGAUUUUCUUUGAGUGCUAAUGUAAUGCCACAUUAAUCUGCUUCUGUACCUGUUUGUGCCUUUACAGUUUCACUUGUAUGGUGAUCUUUUUAUCGAGUAUUUGAGCACU
Molecule: messenger RNA, 1012 nt
Organism: Sesamum indicum (sesame)
Lineage: Eukaryota; Viridiplantae; Streptophyta; Magnoliopsida; Lamiales; Pedaliaceae
Gene: NRPB5
Product: Eukaryotic rpb5 RNA polymerase subunit family protein
Biological process (GO): transcription elongation by RNA polymerase I; transcription by RNA polymerase II; tRNA transcription by RNA polymerase III
Cellular component (GO): RNA polymerase III complex; RNA polymerase I complex; RNA polymerase II, core complex
Molecular function (GO): DNA binding
Source: RefSeq, a predicted model, not a curated record